UUCUUUUUUUUCUUUUUUUUUAUUGUCUUUGUCCAUGCUUUAAGAAUUGCCAUAUCAUUUUCUUCCUUUUUUUUUCUUUUCAUUUUUUUUAAAUUGUUUUUGUCCAUUCUUUGAGAAUCGAUUCAUGUCGUCGUUGCUCCGAUAUCAUUAUCUCAAUACAUUUAUCGAAGUAAAAAAAGAAGCUAUGAGCUGAUUGAAUCACCUUGGCGUUUUCCCAAGGGUUGAGGUGGGCGUGUCACUAACCUGAUUUGUGGAACCCGUUCGUUGGGUUCCAUCACGUGCCUCCAAUGUCAUGUCGGUGAAAGCCCACAUCGACCAUCAUUCUAUAAAUCUGCACUCACUCCCUCUAACGGUGACACAACUUUCAUCAGCACAGUAUGGUAUGGGUCGAAGAAGUCACCUCCAUGCACUUGAUUCUACUAUGUUUGAUGUUACCUUUGACACUCCUACUUAUUGUCAACAUUGCCGCAAGGAGGCGGCGGAGGCUUCCCUUACCGCCGGGGCCAACUCCACUACCCAUCAUAGGUAACAUGUUACUGAUGAACCAACUCACCCACCGCGGCCUCGCCAGGCUCGCCAAACUCUAUGGCGGCCUCCUCCACCUUCGCCUUGGCUUUGUCCACCACUUCGUGGUGUCCACGCCGGACGUCGCCCGACAAGUCCUCCAAGUGCAAGACAGCGUCUUCUCCGACCGCCCGGCCACCACCGCCAUCGUCUACCUCACCUACAACCGCUCCGACCUGGCCUUCGCCCAGUGCGGCCCCUACUGGCGCCAGAUGCGCAAGCUCUGCGUCACGAAGCUCUUCAGCCGGAAACACGCGGAGUCGUGGCUCUCCAUCCCUGAGGAGGUCGAUGCGGCCGUCUGCACCGUCGCCAAGCACGCCGGCUCUGCUUUCAACGUCCGCGACCUCGCGUUCACUCUCACCAAGAACAUCGUCUUCCGGUCGGCGUUUGGGAAGCGGAGCGACGAGAACCAGGAGGAGUACAUCGCCGUCGUCCAGGAGAUCGCCACACUCUUGGGAGCCUUCAGCGUGGGCGACUUCAUCCCAUGGCUUAGCUGGAUGGAUCCGCAGGGCAUCAACAAGAGGCUGAGGGUGGCACGAGCGACACUCGACCUCUUCAUCGACAGGAUCAUCGAUGAGCACAUGGCGACCGACGCCGCCAACGCAGACAUGGUGGGCGUCAUGCUCGCAUUCCUCGAGGAGUCUUCUCACCACCACCGACAAGAAGAGGGAGAUGAUCUCAAGGGAACGCUCAGGCUGUCGAGGGCCAACAUUAGGGCUGUAAUGAUGGACGUGAUGUUUGGCGGCACGGAGACGGUGGCCAUCGCCAUCGAGUGGGCCUUGGCCGAUCUACUUACCAGCCCUGAUGACCUGAAACGAGUGCAAGAAGAACUAGCCAUGGUUGUAGGACUCGACCGGAAGGUCCACGAGAGCCAUCUCGACAAGCUCUCCUUCCUCAAAUGCGCCAUAAAGGAGACGCUACGUCUCCAUCCCCCGUUCCCUCUCCUCCUCCACCAGACUGCCGACCACUGCGAGGUCGCCGGCUACUCCAUUCCUGCUCGGUCGCCAGUCAUGAUCAACGUAUGGGCCAUCGGCCGCGACGAGUCGGCAUGGAAGGACGCCGACGCAUAUCGACCGUCACGAUUCGCUCCCGGCGGCGACGCGGCCGCUCUGGACUUCAAAGGCAACUGCUUCGAGUUCUUGCCCUUCGGGUCCGGCCGGCGGUCCUGCCCGGGCAUGCAGCUGGGCAUGCACGAGCUGGAACUCGCGGUGGCGCAGCUGCUGCACUGCUUCACCUGGGCGCUGCCCGACGGCAUGAAGCCAACCGAGCUCGACAUGGGGGACGUGUUCGGGCUGUCGGCACCGAAGGCGGUGCCGCUCGUGGCCGUCCCCACACCCCGACUCAGUUGCCCACUGAAUUGAUCGUCUCUUUCUUGGAUUUGGUUUCCACGAAAUAAUGAAAUAAAGAAGCGGGAUUUCGGUAGCUUUCCACUGUACACACCAUUAAGCUUCCCUCUGUUCGCAGUGUUUCAUAUAUGCAAUAAAUGAAGAGCUUCAGCUCUUUCCUGUAA
Musa acuminata subsp. malaccensis (wild Malaysian banana) is the source of this 2074-nucleotide messenger RNA. Its product is annotated as cytochrome P450 84A1. The record is from RefSeq and is a predicted model, not a curated record. Gene Ontology annotation, molecular function: iron ion binding; oxidoreductase activity, acting on paired donors, with incorporation or reduction of molecular oxygen; heme binding. Lineage: Eukaryota; Viridiplantae; Streptophyta; Magnoliopsida; Zingiberales; Musaceae.